GUGGCGGUGGGAUGCAGAGAGCAUCUCCCGGUGCCACGGCUGCCCUCCCUUGCUGCAGGCAGGCAGCUGCGUGCAGGGACCCCCCGCUUUUGUGGCUGCACUAGGAAAGGCUCAGGGCUGCCUGGGCGUGUUAAUCCCCAGCAAAGUAGCCAGCCCCUUCAAUGCUUGGGGUUACUAACCCAGCACCGAGCUGAUUUUGCUCCUGGGCACCAGAGAAAUGCACGAGCAAAUGUGCUUCUCUCACCCAGUGCAAAGCUGGCUGGACGCCUUAUUACUGUAAUUGCCAAAUCCAUCAGUCACUGUGGGCUGCCUCCAAGACUUCGUCCUGCUCCAGCCUCUGCUCCGGAGGGGCAGCCAGCCUGCUCUGACAAUGCUCGCAGAGAAUUGUUUGGGAUUUGUUUAUUCUGCACUCUGUCUCUGGGCAUCCUUGUUCCUGUCUUUCUUUAAAGUCUCUCAGCAGGGUGAAAGUCAGAGACGCUUGUACAGAGAGCUGCUGAGAAACUACAAUCGCCUUGAACGACCUGUGGUGAACGACUCCCAACCUCUUGUAGUUGAACUUCAGCUCUCCUUGCUGCAGAUAAUUGACGUGGAUGAGAAGAAUCAGGUGUUGAUCACAAACGCUUGGCUGCAGAUGUACUGGGUUGAUGUUUACCUGUCUUGGGACCAGUAUGAAUACCCAGGGGUGCAGAACUUGCGAUUUCCAGCUGAUCAGAUUUGGGUGCCAGAUAUUCUUCUGUAUAACAGUGCAGAUGAAAGAUUUGAUGCAACAUUUCACACAAAUGUGCUGGUGAAUUACUCUGGAUCCUGUCAAUACAUUCCUCCAGGCAUUUUGAAGAGCACAUGUUACAUUGACGUCCGCUGGUUCCCUUUUGAUGUGCAGAAGUGUGAUUUGAAGUUCGGCUCCUGGACCCACAGUGGCUGGUUACUCGAUCUGCAGAUGCUUGAGGCUGAUAUUUCUAACUACAUCUCAAAUGGAGAAUGGGAUUUAGUGGGUGUCCCAGGAAAGAGGAACGAGAUGUAUUAUGAAUGCUGUAAAGAACCAUACCCAGAUGUGACAUACACUGUCACCAUGCGCCGACGCACACUCUACUAUGGCUUGAACCUGCUGAUUCCCUGCGUUCUCAUAUCUGCCUUGGCAUUGCUUGUUUUCCUCUUGCCGGCUGAUUCUGGAGAGAAGAUUUCUUUAGGUAUCACUGUCCUGCUGUCCCUGACUGUAUUCAUGCUGCUCGUGGCUGAGAUCAUGCCUGCAACUUCUGACUCGGUCCCACUGAUAGCUCAAUAUUUUGCAAGCAUCAUGGUCAUCGUUGGUCUGUCUGUGGUGGUAACAGUGCUGGUUUUACAGUUUCACCAUCAUGACCCUCAAGCAGGAAAGAUGCCCAGAUGGGUCCGUGUCAUCCUGCUGAACUGGUGCGCUUGGUUUCUGCGAAUGAAAAAACCUGGGGAAAACAUAAAGCCCCUCUCUUGCAAAUACAGCUAUCCCAAGCACCCUCCGAGCGUCAACAGCGCUGAGAUGAACAUCCUGCCUGGUCACCAGUCCAGCAAUGGCAAUGUGGUCUACAGCUACCAUGCCAUGGAGAGCCCGUGCUGCCCCCAGAGCAACGAUCUGGGCAGCAAGAGCGGAAAGGUUGCUUGCCCCUUGCCGGAGGAUAUUGAGCUCACUCAAAAGAAAGCUUUCAUGGAUACCCUCCCGGUGAUCGUGAAGAUCCUGGAGGAGGUUCAGUUCAUCGCAACGCGCUUCAGGAAACAAGAUGAGGGUGAGGAAAUCUGCAGCGAGUGGAAGUUUGCAGCCGCUGUUAUAGACAGAUUAUGCCUGGUUGCAUUUACCCUUUUCGCCAUCAUCUGCACAUUUACAAUACUCAUGUCUGCUCCAAAUUUCAUAGAGGCUGUUUCAAAGGAUUUUGCAUGAAGCUUUCAAAGAUGGUAACAGUAAGGAGAAAGGUCAUUUCAAAGUAAAGGUUUCUAGUAAUUUUGCUAGGUAAUUUAACUCAAAGAGAGAAGUGUACUUUUCUGUGCUAACAUACACAGAAGGAGCUGAAAUUAGUUUCAAGAGCUAAUUUAUCCCUGAUGUUAGUGAUUGUAAUUACUGAAUAGUAUACCAGUUAAGUAUACGUGUUGUUAUUUAUUUCCUAGACUACUUCUACAUGUAAUUAUGUCAUGAUCUUGUGACAAGCAGAUAGAUAAGAUAGACAAGAAUUCAAAUCUAAAAUACAUUUGUUACAAGUUAAAACUAGUAUCAAUGCAUUACAAAGCAUCUGUGAACAUUUAACUAUUUUUACAUGGCUCACUAUAAGCUCUUCAGUACUUUACUGUUUUCAACAUCUUUAUGUUUUGGGGAUUUUUUGUUUUAUGUGGCUGUGAUACUCACUUCUCAGGUUUGACAGAUGCCUAUUCACAGUCUUAUGAUGCUGUAUUGCAAUAACAAAAUAAACUCUCAUCAUGUUAGCUCUUACUAGUGCAGUGACUGGAAUGUUUUCUCAGUGAGUGUGUUAACAGAAGGUAUUUUUGCCAGAAUGUAACUUUUUCUUUUUCAUGUAAGACACAUUGGCUGUUGAGGAAUUAAAGAAAAUUCAUUCUCCAAGAUGGCAAUCAUACAUACUGUUAACAGCACCCCCUUAGCUCUCCUGCUGCAUCACCAUUGCUGUCAUGUUGUAGCUCUGCUUAAUCUGAAACAUCUCUAAUCUCUUGGAUCACACCUGCCAACCAAAUAAUGAUGCAUUCUGUGUAAUUAGGGCAAAAAUCUUGAUUCCAUGUAGUCUGUAGAAAUUUUGUCACUGAUUUCACUGGGGACAGAUUUCACAUUUAGAGUCCACAGCCUAUACUACAGCACUGAAGUAGGAUCUUUUUUGCUAAAUUCUGUUAGCGCAGUCCACUUUCAAACUUGGUGAAUGUGGCUUGGUUGAAAGAGUUGUGUAUAAGAAUAUUUUUGUUUUGCUAAAUUUUAAUGUAGCAAUAUUAGUCUCCAUUUGUACCAUUUUGCUGUCCACAAAUACGGUAAUGUAAUGGCUAUAUAUUAAUAAACAAUAAUCCUAUUA
Molecule: messenger RNA, 3032 nt
Organism: Dromaius novaehollandiae (emu)
Lineage: Eukaryota; Metazoa; Chordata; Aves; Casuariiformes; Dromaiidae
Product: neuronal acetylcholine receptor subunit alpha-7-like
Exons: 10
Coding region: 371-1906 (511 amino acids)
Biological process (GO): signal transduction; monoatomic ion transmembrane transport; nervous system process
Cellular component (GO): synapse; plasma membrane; neuron projection
Molecular function (GO): acetylcholine-gated monoatomic cation-selective channel activity; acetylcholine binding; acetylcholine receptor activity
Source: RefSeq, a predicted model, not a curated record